AUGUUGGAUUACAUAGUUUUAGCUGAAUUCGAUAUCAACCAAGGUUCAGUAAUUAGAUAUUAGCAUCCUGCACCUAUUCCAAAUGUAGAACCUGGCAUCAUUGCUUCUUACAUGCUACCAGAAGGAGGACAUAAUAGAUCCUCAGAUAGCACUUACUUCAUAGUUAAUAGAAAAAAGUCUAAAGAUCUACUUACAGAUAUUCAAAAAAUCAUUUCAGAUUAGAGUGGAUUUCUUUCAUAAAGGUAUUUAACUCCCCAGAGGAUGGAAUAGAUCAAAGCCUUUAGUCUUAAGAAGCCAGCAAUUGAUGUGAAACUGUUUCAAAUUCUUGAUCUCAAGUGGAUAUCAUUUUACUCUGAUCUUGAUAAUAGACAACUUACUUUUAAAGUUGUUGUCAGAAAUGAUAGAGAAUUUACUCUGGUGGUAUGUGAUACUAAUUAAGACAAAAAUAUCUCUCUUGAGAUCAAGAGCCACCCAUUCUUAAACUUCACUCAUUAUCAAGGCACAAAAAAAUUUAGUUUUUAAAAUGAAAAAGGCAACAUAUUCGGAGUAGAAUUGUCAGCCGGGUCAGAUUUCAACAUCUAAGAUUUGGCUUAGAUUAUAUACUUUUCUCCGUAUAAUCAAGUUGACAUUGAGCUUACCUAGACUUAAAAUACUUUUUUCUUCAACUCAUAAAUGAAAAACAAACUUGACACUAAAGCCAAAAGAGGUGCUAUUGUCAAAGCACUGGCAAUCGGCUCAAAGAAUAAAUGCGUACUUGAAAGUUUUAAGAAAGUUAUUAAUUAAGUACUUGAAUGUAUUUUUGAGGUAGAGGAUUUGUAAAAGACUCCAGAAUAAAAUUUGAACAAUAUAAAAACGAUAAUAACUCAGCUCUAUGAAGCAUCUAACUCAUAGGAUGUUUAUAAAGCCAUUCCUCAAGCUGAUUAUAUCAAGAGAAGAGUGUAUCAUCAAAUUGGAAAGAAUCUAGCUGAUAUCAAUGACCCAGGUCUUUAUAAAACUGUUGAUAAAGUUUUCUAUGGCAAUAAGAGUAAAGUUUGUAUACCACAAGUAUUAAACUCCGAUGAAAUAGCAUCUACUUCAAUUAAAAAAUUUGUUUUGAAAUUCGGUGAAAGAACAAUGCUAAUUUAUGACUCAUUACUAUCUGAAAAAAGAAUCUUAUUUUCAGGUGCGCUUGAGUUUUCUGCAGAUGAGAUUUAAGAAUUUGCAAUAGCAUGCGCAUCACUAAUAAGUCCAAUACUUGGUCCUGGGAUAAUUUAGAAGUUGCAUCCUUAUGCAGCUCUGAGUAAUUUGGACUUCUUAGAAGAAACUGGUUAUAUAGCUGGUGUCACCAAUCCCAUGUUCAAAUAGAGAGGUAACUGGCAUGAUGUAUGUUGUGAGAUUGACAUCGGAAAACUUAAAGUUUCCAGAACUAAAGAUUUUUAUGUUUAUGAAUAAGAGAAGUACUACAACUUAGAUAUGGAUUUUAUCAGACCUUUGAUUGCUAGAAUCAAAAGUCAUUCUAUUAAUGAUGAAGAGUUAAAGAGAGCUUUUGAAUCAUAUACACUUCUAAUGCUAGACCUAGCUUUUAAGGAUGAUCCUUUAAGUAUAAGUCUUAGUUCAAGUGGUGGCAACAACUUGAAUAAUAAUAGUAUUGUAAACAGAAGUGAAGAAUUGACACAUGAAAAUGAGAAACUAUAAGAUCUUUUAUAUCAGAGAAUUAGAAGAUUCUAAAAGACUAAUCUAUACAAGAUAUAGAGAUUCUUGAUUAAAUUCAAGGAGCAAGACUAUAAAUCGAAUAUUAACCUAGCUCUCAUUGAAACACUAUUAAGAAAACUAAGAAUUAGCAGAGAAAUUUCAUCAGAAAAGGAAGUAUUGAGCAUAUUUGUACAUAUUAAUAGAUAUUUACAAGAUGAAGAUGCAGUUACCAAGCUUUUGUAUCUCCUACCCAACUCAAGAGAGGGGAUAGUUGCUAUUGCGCAAGGAUUAUUUUCCCCAAAUGAAGAAGUAGAAAGACUAACCACUGAAAUUCUUAAAAAAAUAGAGUCAACAGAAGCGGGGAAGUGCUUUAUUUCCAACUUAAACUACUUUUUUAUGCUUAAAUAUCAGUACAAUCUAUAUCAUAAAGAUAUUGCUAUUAAUAAGUGA
This is a messenger RNA of Stylonychia lemnae, 2121 nucleotides long. The record is from the annotation of a GenBank genome assembly. Lineage: Eukaryota; Ciliophora; Spirotrichea; Sporadotrichida; Oxytrichidae.